GUUUUAAGCUGUUCAUAUGCUAUCCAAUAUCAACAGCUAAAUGAUAUCUUAUAGUGUGCCUAAUAACUGAGCUCAGUGCAUCAGACUUUCCUAAACACAGAUAUGCCGAAUAAUGUAGUCGUCUGAAGGUAUCUCACCCAUACUCAUACAAUCAAAUGUCAGACAACCAAAAAACUGCCACUUUCAUUCUGGUACUUGUUGCUUAUGCACCAAACACUGUUAGCAGACCUUAAUUUUAUGUACAUAUUGAAACACCACCCAAAAAACAUUAUAAAAGGACAUUAAAGGUGACAUUAUAUUCAGUCAAAACAGUAGCAUGAAAUUAUGUAAGCGGUAUUAUCAAAAACAUAUGUCCACUGGCACUACUACAGACAAAAUGUUGAGGGUCUCGGGAAGCUCUGAUGGAAAUCGCGAUAGGGGAGGAGAAGGGAGAGGGAGGGAAGACGUCGAUGCUUGACUGGGCUGCAGGGGGCAUCCUCAACCGCACGAAGAAAAUCCACCCCAAUGCCCGUCCUCCUCUCACACACACGCCAUAGCGUAGAGAAGAGAAAGAGAGAGAGUAGUUCUAGUCUUCCCUGCUUCCAUAUCCAUCAGGUCUCAGCCACUCGAGUCAGAUCAGAGGGGAGGAAAUCACACAAGCUGCUCCUCCUCGGUCUUCGCGUGGUUUUGCGGGGAUUUGACCGUGCCGACGCGAGACGGAUGUGCCGACGAAAGCGCCUGCCCUGAAGUUGGAUACCGAAAACUGAGCGAAAGGUUUACUCUAGUCCCUUGAAGAGGAGCGCGGAGACGAGAGCGCGAGCCCAGUGUUUUGCUGUGUUCGGAGCACCAUGAAGCUCCCGUGCUGGAUGGCGCUGGCGCUGCUGCUGCUGCUGGCGCAGACUGCCCUGGCACAGCGUCGCAGAUCUCGACCAAGCGAUGAUGAGAGUUCUGGAGAUGGAUUUUACGACGAUGAGGACUUAUUCUCUGGAUCCGGCUCUGGCUUUCCAGAUAUAGACGUUAGUCCAACUUCAGCAGGUGUGGCGGUCACAACAGAAGAGCCCCUCCCACUUUCUACCACACAGGCCACUGGCCCUGCCCCCUCGGCCUCCCCCGCCGCCGAGCCAAGUAGCCCACCUCCACCUGAGGUGGAACGCGAGAGCGGCUUGGGACAAGAUGUAGACAGAGACAGCAAAUUGGAGAUGGAGAUUGAGAAAAAGUGGGAGGAGCUUGAGGAGGAGGAAAUGAGACGGGCGAAGGAACAGGAUAGAGAACAGGAAUCUGAGAUCGUAAUAAGGUUGGGUGCUGAUAAAGUGCAAGACGGAGAGGAGGAACAAGAGAGAUCGAAAGCUACGGUUGCCCCCCGGCUGACUGAUGUUCCUCUAGUGUUCGUGGACUCAUCCACCACUCUGGGUGAGACUACGGUGGCCACUAGUGACCCGGAGGACCUCGCCACCACAGAAGAAGAGGAGGAUCUAUACAUUACUACAGAAACCAUCAUGUUAGAGCCAUCAAGCACACCGGAGACGACAACAGAUGACAUCACAACCACUGAGGUCAUCCCAACCACCAUUGCAUCCACCACUGCUAAGCCAACCAGACCACGUCCUGCCCCGACCACUCCGAGCACCGCCCCCAUACGACCCCGGAAACCACACGCUACCCCCAGUAGAGCCGCCCCAACUGAGAGCAGCACUCGUUCAGUGAUGACCACAACACAGACACAAACACCAAAUGAAGCUGUAAAUAAUGAAGUUGCAGGACCAAGUCCAAGUGAUUUUGAAAUCCGUGAGAAUGAAGGUCGCCAAGGCAACGAGGUCAGGAGAGGCAAAGGGGAGCCUGGCGUGGCAGGAGAACCAGACUUGACUGGUAACACAGUAGAUGCUGCUGGAAGCUCAGCCGCUCAACUUCCACAGAAGAACAUCCUUGAGAGGAAGGAAGUUUUGAUAGCGGUGAUUGUCGGAGGUGUAGUCGGAGCACUCUUCGCAGCAUUCCUCGUAAUGUUACUCGUCUACCGGAUGAAAAAGAAAGAUGAAGGCAGCUACACAUUGGAGGAGCCUAAACAAGCCACCGUCACCUACCAGAAACCAGACAGGCAGGAAGAAUUCUACGCCUAACAUCCAUACGUACAACCUCCUUCAUCUCUCCAACCUUGUCCCGU
Sinocyclocheilus rhinocerous is the source of this 2137-nucleotide messenger RNA. RefSeq names its product syndecan-3-like. Lineage: Eukaryota; Metazoa; Chordata; Actinopteri; Cypriniformes; Cyprinidae. Bases 828 to 2093 code for a protein of 421 amino acids. Gene Ontology annotation, biological process: cell migration. The transcript is spliced from 5 exons. Gene Ontology annotation, cellular component: cell surface; membrane. The record is from RefSeq and is a predicted model, not a curated record.